This is a messenger RNA of Micropterus dolomieu (smallmouth bass), 708 nucleotides long. RefSeq names its product sodium/glucose cotransporter 4-like. Gene Ontology annotation, molecular function: D-glucose:sodium symporter activity. Gene Ontology annotation, biological process: transmembrane transport. Bases 1 to 708 code for a protein of 235 amino acids. The transcript has 7 exons. NCBI's taxonomy places the organism in Eukaryota, Metazoa, Chordata, Actinopteri, Centrarchiformes, Centrarchidae. The record is from RefSeq and is a predicted model, not a curated record. Gene Ontology annotation, cellular component: plasma membrane.
AUGACUGUUCUACCCAUGCUAGAUUUCAGUGAUGUCAUCUACAGAUCUGCCUCAAACUCUCUCCUGAAAAAACUGGAUGAAGUCUACCACAGUGCCAUCCGUUUUGUUACAGGCAGCAGCUCCCCUGGGUUCACCACAGCAGCUCCUUCCAGCACAGGUCUAAGUUUGGAUGCUGCUGACAUCGCCGUUGUUGUCAUCUACUUUGUCUUUGUCAUGGUGGUUGGGAUCUGGUCAUCAGUGAGAGCCAAUCGCAGCACUGUGGGGGGGUACUUCUUGGCUGGCCGUUCAAUGACCUGGUGGCCUAUUGGAGCCUCUCUGAUGUCCAGUAAUGUUGGCAGCGGUUUGUUUAUUGGCCUGGCGGGAACAGGAGCAGCCGGAGGAAUCGCUGUUGGGGGAUUUGAAUGGAAUGCAGUGUGGGUCCUGGUGGCUCUGGGUUGGAUCUUUAUCCCUGUCUACAUCUCUGCUGGUGUGGUGACCAUGCCUGAAUACCUGGCCAAACGCUUUGGAGGCCAGAGGAUACGCAUAUACAUGUCUGUUUUGUCACUCAUCCUCUACAUCUUCACCAAAAUAUCUACAGAUAUCUUUUCGGGGGCGUUGUUCAUCCAGGUGUCGUUAGGCUGGGAUCUCUAUGUGUCUACAGGGAUACUGCUGCUUGUCACUGCUGUUUACACUGUGGCAGGGCUGUACCCAAAUCAGGAUCUGAGUUGA